Prorocentrum cordatum is the source of this 779-nucleotide messenger RNA. The record is from the annotation of a GenBank genome assembly. Lineage: Eukaryota; Dinophyceae; Prorocentrales; Prorocentraceae.
CUCCCUCUGGCUGUGCUCGUGCAGUGCAAAUCACGCAAGAAAGCCGACCGCGAGUGGCAGCGGUGCUCGACGUGACCUGGCGCUGCCCGCGGCCCUCGUUUCCGCUCCGAGCUCCUCGACUGCGCGCCGCCGCAGCGCGACCUACGCGCACGCCGCCGAACCAGUCGGCACCCCCGGCGCAGGGGUCCGGGCCGCCUCGAGGCGCGCGUCGAUGCCCCGCGCGACGGGGCCGCGCCCGGCAGAGCUGCACCCCGGGGCGCCCGGGCGCGCCAGGCGAGGCCGCGCCGACCAUCAUAACAUGAAGACGACGGCUGUGGUGGCGCGUCACCCCCUCCUGUAUCGAGGGCCUCGAGCGGAGCGCUCCUCGUGUCAAGAGGAGGAGGAGGAGGAGGAGGAGGAGGAGGAGGAGGAGGAGGAGGAGGAGGAGGAGGAGUACUCUCGGGAGGGCGCGGCGCCUCGUGCGAUCGCGCCUGCGCGUGGCUCGGCGGAGCGGACCGGGAGACGGAGCGGGAAGGGCAGAGAUCGGCCUUGCGGGAAGGGGGAGGGGGAGGAGGCCAAGGGCGGUGCGGGCGAAGGCGCUGCAACAAUCAGGGCAGUAGAGUCAUGCACAGCUGGUCGGACCGAGCUCUUUUUGCUCGGGCCUUCCUCGUAGCAAGGCGCAGGGCAUAGGCUGAGUGCGAAGGGGUGCCUGCAUGAGCACCCUAAAGCCAUCAAGCGACACAAAUCUCAUCCCCUGAAUGGGGGUUCCAGCAUCUCUUUACCACCACCCCUUUCCUCCU